GUUAAAAACCCGCGAAAAUAGCAUUUUCCAGUCAGCCCUCUUUCCCUCAACUCUGACCACAGCCCAACGAACCACCACACCAGCCAUGGCAACCACCCUCGCCACCGACGUCCGUCUCUCCAUCGCACACCAGACCCGCUUCGCCCUCCGCCUCGCUUCCGCCAUCUCCUCCAACCCCGAGCGUGCUGCCGGCAAUGUCGCCUUCUCUCCGCUCUCCCUGCACGUCGCACUCAGUCUCAUCACCGCUGGCGCGGGCGGCGCCACCCGUGACCAGCUCGUCGCCAUACUCGGAGAUGGGGGUGCAGGUGACGCCAAGGAACUGAACGCGCUCGCGGAGCAGGUGGUGCAAUUUGUGCUCGCCAAUGAGUCCAGCACCGGUGGCCCGCGCAUCGCCUUCGCCAACGGCAUCUUUGUCGAUGCGUCGCUCUCGCUCAAGCCUUCCUUCGAGGAGCUCGCUGUGUGCCAGUACAAGGCCAAGACACAGUCCGUGGAUUUCCAGCAUAAGACUCUAGAAGCUGUUGGUCAAGUGAACUCAUGGGUAGAGCAAGUCACCACAGGUCUCAUCAAACAGAUCCUUCCUCCAGGAUCUGUUGACAAUACUACAAAACUGGUCCUUGGUAAUGCUCUUUAUUUCAAAGGGGCCUGGGAUCAAAAGUUUGAUGAAUCAAAUACAAAAUGUGACAGUUUCCACCUUCUUGACGGGAGCUCAAUUCAAACACAAUUCAUGUCCAGUACAAAGAAGCAAUACAUUUCCUCUUCCGACAACUUGAAGGUACUUAAGCUUCCUUACGCGAAGGGUCAUGACAAGAGGCAGUUUUCCAUGUACAUUCUUCUUCCUGGAGCACAAGAUGGUCUCUGGAGUUUGGCCAAGCGGUUGAGCACUGAACCGGAGUUCAUCGAGAACCAUAUCCCAAAGCAGACGGUUGAAGUUGGUCGGUUCCAGCUCCCCAAGUUCAAGAUAUCAUAUCAAUUUGAAGCAUCUAGCUUGCUCAGAGCUUUGGGUCUCCAAUUGCCAUUUAGCGAAGAGGCUGAUCUGUCAGAGAUGGUGGAUUCUUCGCAAGGGCUGGAAAUCUCACAUGUCUUCCACAAGUCGUUUGUCGAAGUGAACGAAGAAGGAACUGAGGCUGGCGCAGCUACAGUUGCAAUGGGCGUGGCCAUGUCAAUGCCCCUGAAGGUGGAUUUGGUGGAUUUUGUCGCGAAUCACCCUUUCCUCUUCCUUAUUCGGGAAGACAUUGCCGGUGUGGUGGUCUUCGUAGGUCAUGUGACCAAUCCCCUCAUAUCUGCAUAAUGUGCUUGCUAUGAAUCUGCUGUCCUGGGAGUGACCUCUUCUAUAUCAUUUAGAGUAAAACAUGUAAUAAGUGGAUGGUUUCAACAUCUGACCAUGAUGCCCAUGUAAUAAAUACAAUAAAUGCUCAUGUUCCUUUUAUAA
Hordeum vulgare subsp. vulgare (domesticated barley) is the source of this 1429-nucleotide messenger RNA. RefSeq names its product serpin-Z4. Gene Ontology annotation, molecular function: serine-type endopeptidase inhibitor activity. The coding region runs from base 86 to 1288 and encodes 400 amino acids. The record is from RefSeq and is a predicted model, not a curated record. The transcript has 2 exons. Lineage: Eukaryota; Viridiplantae; Streptophyta; Magnoliopsida; Poales; Poaceae.